AUGGAAACACUGGAGUCUGAGCUGACGUGCCCGAUCUGCCUGGAGUUGUUUGAAGACCCUCUGCUGUUGCCUUGCGCCCACUCUUUGUGUUUUAACUGCGCCCACCGUAUCCUGGUGUCUCACUGCUCCACCAGCAAACCGCUCGAGUCCAUCUCCGCUUUUCAGUGCCCCACGUGUCGAUACGUCAUCACGCUGAAUCACAGAGGUCUGGAGGGCCUAAAGCGCAAUGUGACUUUGCAGAACAUCAUUGACCGCUUUCAAAAGGCCUCCCUUAGUGGCCCAAACUCCCCCACCGAGAGCCGCCGCCUGCCGCCUCCGCAGCGGCCUUACACCGCCACCAUUAGUGGAACAAUAGGCACCCUGGGCGGCGGCAGUGGCACCAGUGGAAGUAACGCCCGCGGCAGCCCGGCCACUUCCAGCCACUCUCACUCGCUCGCCAAUCACUCCAACCACAGUAACCACAGUAACCAUAGUAACCACACCAACCACAACAACGCCAACCACAGCCCGGCGGUCAUUGCCAAGAUGGAUUAUCGUAUCAGCUGCCAGUUCUGCGAGCAGGAUCCUCCCAGAGAAGCGGUGAAGACGUGUGUGACAUGUGAAGUGUCGUACUGUGACCGCUGUCUGAGGGCCACUCACCCCAACAAAAAGCCCUUUACCAGUCACCGCCUGGUGGAGCCGGUGCCCGAUACACACAUCCGAGGCCUCACCUGCAUGGAGCACGAGAACGAGAAGGUCAACAUGUACUGCAUGGUGGACGACCAACUCAUCUGUGCGCUGUGUAAGCUGGUGGGCCGGCACCGCGAGCACCAGGUGUGCUCACUCACCGAGCGCUUUGACAAACUCAAGCCAGAAGAGAAGGAUGGCAGAGAGAGGAGGACAUUUGGGUUGUGUGGAUGA
Knipowitschia caucasica is the source of this 900-nucleotide messenger RNA. The record is from the annotation of a GenBank genome assembly. Lineage: Eukaryota; Metazoa; Chordata; Actinopteri; Gobiiformes; Gobiidae.